CAAAGCAAACAAAACAAACCAAAAAUAUAAAUCAAAGGAAAAUCGUUUGCUAGCAUAAGAACAACAUUAAAAAUUACAUAAAAUUGACAUGUACACAGUAAACAAGGGACCCAGCAAAAUUGUUGCUAAAACGCGACGCGGUCUGCCGCAAAACUUUGAAAAGUUCGAGAGCAUCAAGGAGAGCGGCAAGAAACAUGGGAGCAUCAGCAGCAGCUUUGAUCUGAACAGUCCCGAGAAGAACAAGAACAUACCGCGCCCGGUAUUUCAACAGAGCUUCGCUUCGAAACGCAUUGCGCCCACAAAACUUAUUGAGGAUGAGGUGAUAACGCCGCAGCAUGAGGAGAUAAUACGCUACAUAAAUGACUCAUGGAACAUUUUGGUCGCACAAAAUCCCUAUGAUUCCAGCACUGCAAAGCCCGACGGUAAGGCCGAUGCCAACAAUAACAGUGCCAGCACCUUGGCUACGCCCAGUCCUGUGGACAGCAUCAUAGCCAAUACACCCGUAGCGGCAUCGGCAGCGCCGGCCGUUUGGGUGGAGCCGCCGAGUCCGGCACUGAACGAUUUUAAGCCAUUCGAUUUGGAGUCCUGGUGGGGACGUCGUUUGUUCCACAACAUUACCAAAAGCCUAUAGACUGAUUGGCCCCUGGUUAUGUUAUUUGAUUAGUCGGUGCUUCCGUUAUUACUAUUUUUACAUCUAAUUUCGACUGGAAAUCAAAUUCACAUUAGAUAUAAAGAGAAAUAUAGCGGUUAAGUUAUCAUUUUGCAAUUUUAGAUUAGCCGUUUGGAAAAAUCCUAAUGACAUGCGUAGGCACAUUUUAUCUUUUCUAGUAUAUAAAUAUAAAUUUAAAACUCUUCCCAGUUGGCCGUGUAAAUAAUUCGAUACAAAAGUCAUUGUAUGAUUCUUUCAUAUUAAACUAAGAUUGAUUCUUUAAGUUCUAUAUAUACAUUUAUAUAUAUAUAUAUAAGAGCAAAACAUGUUUAUAGUCUCGUUUGUGCACUAGCCAGUUUUUAAUUUUUAAAUCUAGAGCAAAAAUUGUACUAUUUUAUCUUAGCAUGUCCAAAGAGAAACAGGCUCUAAGGAGACUUUUAAACUUUUAAUUUGAGCCCACGCGUGGCACCUGCCGAGCAGAAUUUGUUUCUUUAGAUAUACCAUAAAAGAAAGUUUAAAUAUAUAACACUUUAGUUGCUAGAAAACAAUAUUUUCCUAGUAAGUUUUAAUAAGAACGCACAUCAGUUGCAAAUUGACUCGGCACGUGUUAGCUCGCGCUUAAAUUUCCUCAAUUUUUUUUUUAUAUUUGUUAAAAGGCGCGAAAUACAAGUAGGUGACCUAAAAUUGUUAAUAUUGAA
This is a messenger RNA of Drosophila novamexicana, 1347 nucleotides long. RefSeq names its product MAPK regulated corepressor interacting protein 2. NCBI's taxonomy places the organism in Eukaryota, Metazoa, Arthropoda, Insecta, Diptera, Drosophilidae. The record is from RefSeq and is a predicted model, not a curated record. The coding region runs from base 89 to 631 and encodes 180 amino acids. The transcript is spliced from 4 exons.